Molecule: messenger RNA, 1478 nt
Organism: Aspergillus campestris IBT 28561
Lineage: Eukaryota; Fungi; Ascomycota; Eurotiomycetes; Eurotiales; Aspergillaceae
Exons: 5
Coding region: 40-1347 (435 amino acids)
Biological process (GO): protein dephosphorylation
Cellular component (GO): cytoplasm; nucleus; protein phosphatase 4 complex
Molecular function (GO): protein phosphatase regulator activity
Source: RefSeq, a predicted model, not a curated record
CGACUGCCAUACGAUCAGACGCCCGUCGUACCCCGCAGAAUGUCUCUGGACGAGGAAACCUUGGAAACAGUCGCCAAUGGCGGCAUGAUGGAUCUUCAGAAAUGGCCGGCGAUGGUCGAGCCCCUGCUGAGCCGAUUGGAUUACAUCGUGUACAACGUCUUCCCAAUGCCCGAGUCGCCUCCUUCCCUAGAAUUCUCACAACCCACCGACACGCAAACCGCCAACGAAACCCCCUCAAGCAGCAACAAAGAGAACGCAGACCUCCCCACGCAUACCCCAACCUCCGCACUCACAGACCGCAUUCCCGACUCCCAGCCCCAGUCAGCAACAACAACAACCACAGAACCAACCCUCCCGCAACCCCUCCAGCUCCUCCUCAACAACACCCGCUCCACAAUCCGCUCCCUCUUCCCCUCCAAACCCCCGCACACGCUCCAACGCCUCGCAGAGCUCAUCCUCCGCCCGCAGGCCCACUACCGCACCCUCCCAGCCUACCUGCGCGCCCUCGACCGCGUCGUCUCCGUGACGAGCAGCGCCGAUAUAUUCCCCGUGCAGACGGGUUCGGGCGCGACUGCACCGACCCCCCAGCCAAAUGGCAUAAUCUCCAGCGCGACCAACGGCGCCGCGGACCCCAGCUCCACGUUCGCCUUGUUCCAGGAUACGCACGUCCCGGGAAGUGAUGAAUCGCUUGGAGGGGCCCUGCUGACGCCUAUCCCGUGGUUGACUGGUGCUUCGGCAGAGGCUGCAGCUGCAGCAGUGGGUUCGUCGCCGGGCGGCGAGGCUACCAGCGAGGAUAUCACACUUGGGGUUGCUCCUACGGAAGUCCCAAGCAACGACAUACUCACCACCGAAUCAUCAACCACCACCACCAGCACCAUAAUAAAAACCACAACGAUAGACCAACACCAGCAACAACAAUCAUCCCCCCACGAAGAACCCACCACCACAACCACAACCACAAUCGAAACCCAAGCCAUGGAAGGCGCCGGCGGCUCCCCCCAAUCCGAUCCCGCCGAAGACGUGCCGCACGCGCGGGGCCCGCCCGUCGUGGGCGUCGAAGACAUGGGAUUGCAGGAUGGGCGGGGCGUCGAGAUGACGCUUUCUCAGGGUGAGGGGGAGGAUACUUUACAGUCUGCGGUGCAUGGGGAUGAUGCUUCGCAGGGUGGUGGUGAUAGUAGUAAUACUCAGAAGGAGGGAAAGGGCUCUCAAGACGCAGAGGCAAAGACAGAUACAGAGCCGGGCUCAAAAGACGGAGACGGCGAUAUUGAGCUCGGGGAUCAAACUGCCGACAGCACUACUGUAGGAGAGGGUAAAGAGUUGGCAAAGGAAGAGGAGACGAAAGGAUAAACAAACACAUCACAUCUAUCUACCUAGAGGAGUGCUGUGGUCGGGAAGGGGAGAAGCAGGGAGAGAAAAAGAAGAUCUUUUGUAAAUCUUUGAUAGGCACGCUUAACGAGAGACGAUCUGCUUCUUGAAAU